CUCAUUUCCCUCUACCUAAAGAUCUUUCUCCAUACAAUUUCGGCCUAGGAGGCCCUUCCCGCCCCUUUUCGCCUAGCUAACUCUUUCAGUACUCAAUCAUCUGCUCCUAAUCCUCCCUGAUCCCCCAAGUGGGCUAGGGGCUUCUUCGGAGUCCCUUGCACUGCUCUAAGCAUCCAGGCAGAGUUAUCAUUGCGGGUGCCAAGUUGCUCUUUUGCCGGUAGCCUUCAAGGGAUCCCUGGAGGGGCGGAGUCUGUAAAAGCGCGCGGAGUCCUGGGAGAGCUGCGGAUGUAAUUCCCUCCUCUUUUCUGGCUUGAGUCCCGCCUGGCGGCGCUCCCCACCUCCCCGGAACACGCUAGUCUCCCGCUGCGGUUCCGGUCGGAAUUACCCAGCGGCGCACGCCAACAUGGCUGCGCUGACCCUGAGGGGCGUCCGGGAGCUGCUGAAGCGUGUGGACUUCGCGACGGUCCCGCGGCGACAUAGACAUAAAAAGAAAUGGGCUGCCACAGAGCCCAAAUUCCCUGCUGUUCGACUGGCUCUGCAGAAUUUUGACAUGACUUACAGUGUGCAGUUUGGAGACCUUUGGCCAUCAAUCCGUGUCAGUCUCCUCUCAGAGCAGAAGUAUGGUGCACUGGUCAAUAACUUUGCUGCCUGGGAUCAUGUGAGUGCUAAGCUAGAGCAGCUGAAUGCCAAGGACUUUGUAAAUGAAGCCAUCUCCCACUGGGAACUGCAGUCUGAGGGUAGCCAAUCUGCAGCCCCAUCCCCUCCUUCUUGGGCCUGCAGUCCAAACCUUCGAUGCUUCACUUUUGCCAAAGGGGAUGUCAGUCGCUUCCCUCCUGCCAGACCUAGCAACCUGGGUGUCAUGGACUACUACCUGAUGGAUGCUGCCUCCUUGCUGCCUGUCCUGGCCCUUGGCCUGCAGCCCGGGGACAUCGUGCUUGACCUAUGUGCAGCUCCUGGGGGAAAGACGCUAGCGUUGCUUCAGACUGGCUGUUGCCGCAAUCUUGCUUCCAAUGAUCUCUCCACUUCCCGAAUAGCCAGACUACAGAAGAUCCUUCACAGCUAUGUGCCUCAAGAGAUCAGGGAUGGAAAUCAAGUUCGAGUUACCUCAUGGGAUGGCAGGAAAUGGGGAGAACUAGAGGGGGACACCUUUGACCGGGUGCUGGUGGAUGUGCCCUGUACCACAGACCGCCACUCCCUUCAUGAGGAGGAGAACAACAUCUUUAAGCGGUCAAGGAAGAAGGAGCGACAGAUGUUGCCUCUGCUGCAAGUGCAGCUUCUUGCGGCUGGACUCCUUGCCACCAAACCAGGAGGCCACGUUGUCUAUUCCACCUGCUCACUCUCACACUUACAGAACGAAUAUGUAGUGCAAGGUGCCAUUGAGCUUCUGGCCAAUCAAUACAGCAUCCAGGUGCAGGUGGAAGAUCUGACUCACUUCCGAAGGCUUUUCAUGGAUACAUUUUGUUUCUUCUCAUCCUGCGAGGUUGGGGAGCUGGUAAUACCAAACCUCACUGCCAAUUUUGGCCCUAUGUACUUCUGCAAAAUGUGUAGGCUGACGUAGCAUCACCCAAUCCCUGAAGCGAGAAGACAAACAUAUACUCCGUUGGAGGCACCAGAAACUGAGACCAGUAGAGAUGCAUUCUGGGUCUUGUCUCUAUCCUAUUUGUGUCUUUUUGCAGUUUUCGACAAUAAGAAGGUGAAGAUUUUCUGUCCUGCUGUCCAGUUGUGGAGCAUCAGCAGGUUUCUAACUCACUCAUUACCCCCCACCCCAUUGCAGGCUUGUACUAAAGUUCACUGCCCACUUAGGGCCUUAGAAGGAGGAGCCAGUGAGCAGGCUCACGCUUUAAGUUGUAAACGUGGGAAGAAGCAUUUGACCAAUAAAGUUGUUAAAGCUC
Molecule: messenger RNA, 1892 nt
Organism: Callithrix jacchus (white-tufted-ear marmoset)
Lineage: Eukaryota; Metazoa; Chordata; Mammalia; Primates; Cebidae
Gene: NSUN4
Product: NOP2/Sun RNA methyltransferase 4
Biological process (GO): rRNA methylation
Cellular component (GO): mitochondrial large ribosomal subunit
Molecular function (GO): RNA methyltransferase activity
Source: RefSeq, a predicted model, not a curated record